AUGCUGACGGCUCCGAUGGGAAAGCCUGGUUUUGCCAUCAAAGGUAUGACCAUACACACUUCGUUUGGCAUUCCCGUAAACGUGUACAAAGGCGACAUUUUGCCGCUUAACAGAGACAAAUCCAACACGCUUAACAACCUGCUUAGACAGCUUAGACUGAUCAUAAUAGACGAAUUUAGCAUGGUCGGGGCCACCAUGCUGGAGCAGAUACACAUGCGUCUGAAACAGAUUUUCAGAAACAACUACGAUUUCGGAGGAAUUCCGAUAAUCAUGUUCGGAGAUCUGAACCAGUUGAUGCUGGUGGGCGAUACUUUUAUCUUCGAACCGAACAACAGAAACCCGUACCGUCCACUGUGCGGAACUUACCUGUGGGAGCGUUUCAAAUUUUUCGAGAGGACCUCUCUUUCGCCAACGCACUCAACAACAUGGCGAGCAACAAAAUGA
Brassicogethes aeneus is the source of this 444-nucleotide messenger RNA. The record is from the annotation of a GenBank genome assembly. Lineage: Eukaryota; Metazoa; Arthropoda; Insecta; Coleoptera; Nitidulidae.